This is a messenger RNA of Pygocentrus nattereri (red-bellied piranha), 2235 nucleotides long. Its product is annotated as stearoyl-CoA desaturase 5. Gene Ontology annotation, biological process: lipid metabolic process. The transcript is spliced from 5 exons. The record is from RefSeq and is a predicted model, not a curated record. Gene Ontology annotation, molecular function: oxidoreductase activity, acting on paired donors, with oxidation of a pair of donors resulting in the reduction of molecular oxygen to two molecules of water. The coding region runs from base 145 to 1128 and encodes 327 amino acids. NCBI's taxonomy places the organism in Eukaryota, Metazoa, Chordata, Actinopteri, Characiformes, Serrasalmidae.
CUGCAUCAGCUCCGUCCUCCCUCCAUCACCGGCCCGGCUGGCAGCUCCUGCGCACAGCAGCCAGCUCUCGUAUGGAUAUAAACCCACUGAAAUUUUCGUUAAUUCUUGUUUUGGGGGCCUGAAUCUGUUUUUGUCGGUGAAGAGAUGGUUUCUUUCCCGGACAGUGAGGUCCGCGAUGCUGUCGGAGGGCGCUGCGAGCCUGAGGGAGCUGAAAGCCGAGAAGCCGAGGCUGAAUGCGGGGCUACUAAAGAGCAGCGCGGCCGCACCAUCGUGUGGAGAAACGUUGUCCUCAUGGCUCUGCUCCACACCGGCGCGCUGUACGCAGUCCUGCUCGUCCCCAAGGCGCAUCCUUUCACCUGGAUAUGGUCUUAUGUGUGCUUCAUAAUCACAGCCCUUGGGGUUACAGCUGGAGCCCAUCGCUUAUGGAGCCACAGGUCUUACAAGGCUAAACUACCCCUGAGGAUCUUCCUGGCUGCAGCCAACUCCAUGGCGUUCCAGAAUGAUAUCUUUGAGUGGUCCAGAGAUCACAGGGCCCACCACAAGUACUCUGAGACGGAUGGUGACCCCCAUAAUGCAAAGCGAGGCUUCUUCUUUGCUCACAUAGGCUGGCUGUUUUUGCGCAAACACAAUGAUGUCAUUGAGAAGGGCAAGAGGCUGGAUCUCAGUGACCUGUUAGCUGACCCUGUUGUUGUGUUCCAGAGGAGACAUUACAAAACUUCAGUUGUGGUGAUGUGCUUCCUCCUGCCCACACUGGUGCCAUGGUACUUCUGGGGUGAAUGCAUUUGGAACUCAUAUUUUCUGGCCGCCAUAUUACGCUACACCAUUUCUCUCAAUGUGGCCUGGUUAGUCAACAGUGCUGCCCACAUGUAUGGAAACCGGCCCUACGACAGGAACAUCAACCCCCGAGAAAACUGCUUUGUCAGUUUUGGAGCCAUUGGAGAAGGUUACCACAACUACCAUCACACUUUUCCCUUUGACUACGCAGCCAGUGAGUUAGGCCUUCGUUUCAACCCAACCACUUGCUUCAUCGAUCUUAUGUGCUGGUUCGGCCUCGCCAGCGACCGUAAAAAAGCCACGCCGGAGAUGAUCAAGGCUCGGAAGCUAAGGACAGGUGAUGGGAGCGCUUGAGGAGUCGAAAGCAUCGUACAGCUCUCGCAACAAAUCAAAAUGGCAACGUACAUGGAAGCGGAGAGGUGGUGUCAAGAUCUGUUGUUCAGUCUAUAUAUAUAUGUUUAAAAAUCUGUAUUUAUUUUCUAUUAAUCUAUUGAUGUAUUUUUGCAGUUACCUCUAAAAACAGGCUAAUCAUUGUGACAAUUUAGAUUUAGAUGGAACAGACGGAUAUUUUUACUGUCUGUUUUGUUGCACUGUAGGAUUAUGUUGUGAGCAUUUUUUUGUCUGUUGUUUAUUAUUUAGUCAUCACCUAUCAUAUUCCCUUGGUUGAGCAAUCAGUGUAACUUUGGUGUUUUGCGAAGCAUCAACAUAAUUUGUAGCAUUCUUAAAAAGCAUAGCACUUUUACUUCUUUAAAUAAUCAAAGAAGGUUUUUCAUUGCCCAGUAAUACCCCAAGAAGUGAUAUCUUAAACUGUCUUUCACUGCAAUUGAUCUGCCCUCUGGAGGGCUUGCCUUAGAUUUGCUGCUUUUGUAAAUUACAGUCUCUAAAAAUGAGCACUUUAAUUCAAGGACCAUGUUGUGCACAUUUUAACAGCGCAUGGCCUAGUUAAUCCCAAAUGAUAACUAGUUAAUUUGCACUUUAGCCCCUUGAGCCAACAUUUAUAUGAGAAGGAUUAUAUGGGUGGCCAUGUCUUCUUGAAUUGAAUCAUCAGCCAACUGUGUUUGCACACUGUGGAAUUGAACCUCCCCAUUUAACCCAUCCGUGCAGUGAAACACCCACAUACAUGCACAGUAGUGAACACAAAGGACUAGGAUUCACAAAACAAUACAGGUAAAACAACUGAUAUCAAAUUACAUGUUUAGUAUGUGUAGUACAUGUUUAGUACGGAGCCCUGGUGACACCCCGUAUAAAUAAAAAUAAUGUGUAUCUAACUAAUUAACAGCUUAUUAAGGUAUGGGAACAAAAUCAUGCCUUAUUGAGCUAUGGCAAAGGCUUAUUUAUCUCGUUCCCACACCUUACUAAGUCGCGGCCAUGCAUUAGGAUCUCGUUCCCACACCUUACUAAGACGUGGCCAUAAUUAAGUGACACUUUUUAAUUCCACAAACGGGGAAAUUUCACCUCCGC